Columba livia (rock pigeon) is the source of this 2588-nucleotide messenger RNA. Its product is annotated as sodium/nucleoside cotransporter 1. Gene Ontology annotation, molecular function: nucleoside:sodium symporter activity. Gene Ontology annotation, cellular component: plasma membrane. NCBI's taxonomy places the organism in Eukaryota, Metazoa, Chordata, Aves, Columbiformes, Columbidae. Gene Ontology annotation, biological process: nucleoside transmembrane transport. The coding region runs from base 395 to 2380 and encodes 661 amino acids. The transcript is spliced from 18 exons. The record is from RefSeq and is a predicted model, not a curated record.
GUUCUGCUUUGGUUACCUCCCCCGAGGCUCCUGUCGCCUGGGGGUGAAACUAUCCCGGGACAACCCCCUAGGGCAGCACCGCGGCCGCCCCGCCGGCUCCUCCGCGCACCCCUGCGGGCGGCCGGGUGUGAGUCCCGGUGUGAGCCCGGUGUGAGCCCCGUGUGAGCCCGGUGUGAGCCCGGUGUGAGCCCCGGGAGGCGCCGGGGCGGCCCCGGCCCCACCGCGCCCAGCCCAGCUCUUUGGACCGAGCUGUUAAUCGGUAACCGGGGCCGGGAAGCCGCGCGGCCGCGGGGCUGGAGAGCGAGUACGGAGGCCGGGCUGAUCCCAUCCGAGCCAGCGGUGGUUGCUCGCCGUGCUGUUUCUCUGAUGCACUGAAGCUGUGGCACUUCUGGAGAUGGAAGAAAGCCCCAUAACCCUGGCCAGCCUUGAGAAGGGCACGGAUAACCCGGCUUUCAGCCCCCUGGGAGAGAAGGGACUCUGUGAUGAAAGUGAUGGUCCACAUGGUGAAAGCAAGGAGGAGACGGGAGGAGAAGGGGAGCGGGCACCCUCCUCCCACCGCAGGAAGGUCCUGCAGUCGGUAUCCAAGGCACAGCGCUUCUGCAAGGCUCAUGCCAAGAUGUUGAGAAGGGUUGUCCUGGGGCUCCUUGGAGUAGCCUACCUGUGCUACUUCAUUGCGGCCUGUUGGCUCAACUUCCAGCGAGCCUUUGCCUUGGUUGUCAUGACUGCUGUGGUUGCCUUCUUCAUCUGCUGGAGCCUCUUCAAGAAGCACUGUGGGGCAAGGGUACUGCUGCUCCUCAGCCCCGUUGAGAAAUGCUUCCAGAAGUCCUGGCCGUGGCUGAAAUGGCUGCUGUGGGUGGCCCUUCUGGGAGGCCUGAUCGCGUGGUUGGCUUUGGACACCUCCAGACACCCAGAGCAGCUCAUCUCCUUAGCUGGAUUCGGCUUUUUGGUGCUGCUCCUGUUCGCCUGCUCCAAGCACCACUGCGCAGUGUCCUGGAGAGCUGUUUUCUGGGGCCUUGGCUUGGAGUUCUUGUUCGGACUCGUUGUCCUCCGAACAACCCCCGGUGUCCAAGCUUUCCAGUGGCUGGGUGACCAGAUCCAGGUCUUCCUGGGCUAUACCACAGCCGGCUCCAGCUUCGUCUUUGGGAACACGCUCAUUCAGGAUGUCUUUGCCUUCCAGGCUCUGCCCAUCAUUGUCUUCUUCAGUUGUGUGAUGUCCAUCCUCUACUACCUCGGCAUCAUGCAGUGGCUCAUUCUCAAGAUCUCCUGGAUCCUUCAGGUCUCGAUGGGCACCACUCCCACUGAGACCCUGAGCGUGGCAGGGAACAUCUUUGUGGGACAGACUGAGGCCCCGCUGCUCAUCCGCCCGUACCUUGCAGACAUGACCUACUCAGAAGUCCACGCUGUGAUGACCGGUGGCUUCUCCACCAUUGCGGGCAGCGUGAUGGGUGCCUAUAUCUCCUUUGGGAUAGACGCGGCGUCGCUGAUCGCAGCCUCCGUGAUGGCUGCGCCCUGCGCCCUUGCCAUGUCCAAGCUCGUCUACCCCGAGGUGGAGGAGUCCAAGUUUAAGGGCAAAGCCAGUGUCUACCUGGCCAGCGGGGAGGAGCGGAACAUCCUGGAAGCUGCCAGCAACGGGGCAGCCACCUCCGUGGCGCUUGUGGCCAACAUCGCGGCCAACCUCAUCGCCUUCUUGGCAGUGCUGGAGUUCAUCAACGCUGCCCUGAGCUGGUUUGGGGGGAUGGUGGACAUCGAGGGGCUCUCCUUCCAGGUGAUUUGCUCCUACAUCCUCAUGCCCGUGGCCUUUCUCAUGGGGGCAGACUGGGCAGACUCGCCGCUGGUGGCCGAGCUCCUGGGGAUCAAGAUCUUCCUGAACGAGUUUGUGGCAUACGAGCAGCUGGCCACGUACAAGAGGAAUCGUCUGUCGGGCCUGGAGGAGUGGGACGGGAGCCGCAAGCAGUGGAUAUCUGAGAGAGCUGAGGCCAUCGCUACCUUUGCGCUCUGUGGAUUCGCCAACCUCAGCUCCAUCGGGAUCAUGCUGGGGAGCCUGGGCUCCCUGGUGCCCGAGCGCAAGGGCGACUUCGCCUCCAUCGUGCUGCGAGCGCUGCUCACCGGCAUCUGCGUCUCCAUGCUCAACGCCUGCCUGGCAGGUCUCCUCCACGUGCCAACGGAGGUGGGCGACUGCGUGACCUUCCUCAGCACCACCAACUUCAGCUCCACCAGCUACACCACCUACACGUGCUGCCAGCAGCUCUUUGCCAGCGCGGUGCUCGUGAACGGGACGCUCUCCUUCGGCGGAGCCUGGGCCGGGCUGGCGCAGAGCGCGCCGUGCCUGGUGCAGUGCUGUGGGCGCUACAACCACACGUCCUGCAUGGGGACAGCCUAGGGACAGCUGCCUGCCCUGGGGACAACAGCCUGGCAGCACUGGGGUCCGCCAGGACCGGCCCAAAGGUGGAAAAAGCCCCGUCAGAGACCUGUGCGUCUGGUCUUCUCCGCUGCGGUGACGAUGGACAUCCCUGUUGCAACCAGCACCCCCAGGUGCCGGCCCUGCGGACACAGAGGAACUGCUCCCAAAUAAAUCAUGGAAAUCCCCA